This is a messenger RNA of Ceutorhynchus assimilis (cabbage seed weevil), 604 nucleotides long. The record is from the annotation of a GenBank genome assembly. NCBI's taxonomy places the organism in Eukaryota, Metazoa, Arthropoda, Insecta, Coleoptera, Curculionidae.
CUAAACUAAAUAAAAAAUAAAUUGUUCAUUUACAACAAAACGUAGAAAUGAAUAUUUUCACCAAAGCUAAAUCUCUUGUUACUCCUGGAAUAAACUUCCUCAGACACGCUGGCUCAAAACCGUCUGAAGAAAUCAAAAAACUUGUUACAAACGACAAAGUUGUAGUGUUUAUGAAAGGGGUCCCUGAAAAGCCCCAAUGCGGCUUCAGCAAUGCUGUUAUCCAAGUUUUACGAAUGCACGGAGUAUCCUAUGAAGCCCACAAUGUCCUCAAUGACGAGUCCCUACGUCAAGGAGUUAAAGAAUAUUCAAAUUGGCCUACCAUACCACAAGUUUAUAUUAAUGGAGAAUUUGUCGGAGGUUGCGAUAUUAUGUUGCAAAUGCAUCAAUCCGGAGAAUUGAUCGAAGAACUCGAUAAAGUUGGUAUCAGAAGCGCUUUGCUGGAUCAAAAAGCAGAGGAAAGUAAGAAAAAGGAUGAAAAUGAGAGUAAAUAAUUUAGUUCUAAAAUUGUUUUUUGUGUUAUAUGAAUAGGUAUUGAUUUUGUUAUUGGAUUUCUGAGUUUCCUAUAUGUAGUUAUUUAUUUUAAUAAAAAUUGGCGAAAAAAAGA